AUGUCCGAUCCCUGUCUAUUUCAUGCCACACUGUUCGGGGCAUCCGCAUCGAUUGACAUGUUGCAAGGCCAGCAGAUUACCACACGAACCCUGUACCACCAGACCUGGGCUAUCCGCUUGCUCAACGAACGUUUGGCACAAACAGAGCCAGUCCUAAACUAUGGAACAUUGGGAGCAGUGAUACCCUUGCUAUAUUACAACAUGGUCACACUUGACCGAGACUCUGCGGUCGCGCACCAGAAAGGCCUGGUGAAGAUGCUCCUUGCGACGCCCCAAUCCUUCCGAGCCGACAUAGGGCCACUGAUUGCAAUUGUCAAGGUCGCCAUGCUCUCGUUCGCCUGCAUCUAUAACAUGCUCCCUAUUUGGGACUGCUUAUCGUCUGAAUUAGUUCGCCCAAACACCAUCCUUCGAAAUGUAGUGUCGAGGGCCACGCUAAGCAACGACGAAUCAUACUUGGAGAAAGAGACUACAGAUGCAAUACUGGACGUGUAUGAAGCCAUGUCACGGCUAGAUCAUCUGGUCCAUGCCGACCGCUGUAGUAUUUCCGCUGAAGUUGAGCGUGCGCUCUCCUUUGCAACGACAAGUACUUGGACUGACAGAGCCGAGUAUAACCACCAUCUUACUCCACCAGAGCGGCUUAAUAAAUGCUGCCAGAUCUGCUGCCAAUUAUUCUGGAAAAUGCUUCGACGACAAACGUACUCCCAGCAAACCCCAAACACGACUGGAAACCAUGAAGCCAAGCAGCUUUUGAAACACCUGUCUAAAAUAGAGCCAUUAUACUGGAUCCGCAACGCUCCGGAGGUGUUCACCUGGGCUGCCUUUACCGGUGCCGCCGUGUCGGAGCACCGAGAUGCGCGUGCUACCUUCAUCAGCAAAGCGGGAACGAUAUUGACAGCCAUCGACGAUGAGAAAUUGACUCUUAUACGGCAAGGGUGGAGGUAUUUCCGCCUACUAAAAAGACUUGGUGGAGAUGAUAACCCGCUUGCUGACUCGGGAACUGAUUGGUACGGAUCGACUGGUAAAUAA
Molecule: messenger RNA, 1026 nt
Organism: Penicillium expansum
Lineage: Eukaryota; Fungi; Ascomycota; Eurotiomycetes; Eurotiales; Aspergillaceae
Exons: 3
Coding region: 1-1026 (341 amino acids)
Source: RefSeq, a predicted model, not a curated record